AUGGCGCAGGUCCAACAAGUGUCGGCGUCUCCACUAAACGGUCACUCUUCCUCAACGUCUUCAACAACUGAAAAGAAUGGAAUAAGUAUGAAUUCUGACGACUCCUCUCUCACUCAUCUCCAGAAUGGAGUUGCUUUAUUCCAUGGGACGCCUACAAAAGAGAUGAAUGGAGGACAUCACGGACAAUCGACGUCGUUGAUGGAGACAGCAGACGAUGGAUUACAGUUAUCUCCAAGUGAUUUAAGACGACGGAGCACAAGAGCAUCUGCUUUGAAGGCUCAGGAGAAGAUAAAAUUGAAGGAUGAUAUAGUACAAGGACCACAGAAAAGGUUGAAUGAAGAGAAUGAGGAAACCGAUGGAAUCGAUGGAGGGAAUCUGGAACAAGAUCCGCUGAAAAAAGUGAAAAAGAGGAGACUAGAAGAUGGGCGGGACUUGGAUCAGACGUGUUUUCGAUUCGGUCUCCGUGCGAAUGACGAUGGUGAGGUGUACGCGAUGACGGAUGAAAGUGAGAACUCGUCGAUACAUGAGAGUGAAAUGGAGAUUGUUAGAUAUCAUUAUGAGAAGAUGAAGAGUCGAGAGUUGGAUGAGGAACAGUUGAAAGAACGACUGAAAAUGAGAAGAGAGGCGGAGCAACAGUUGAGAGAGGAGGAGGCGAAGCUGCAGGUGUUGAAGAAGAUGAAGGAUAGUCAGAAUCGGGCGAUUAAUAAGCUCGCCGCCGAGACGAAGGCCGCCGAUUUGGCCGACGCCGCCGCUGCAGCCGCCGCAGCCUACAAACCAGUGUUAGCCGGUGGAAAACUAUCAGCAAACGGGAAGAGUCAAGCGGCGAUGACAGUGAACAAGACGAUGGCCGGAUUGGCGAAUCUUACUGUACAACAACAAUUGGAACUUCUUGGGAAACUUGCGAGUCAGUCACCGGCGGCAAAGCAGGCGUACGCUUUGGCAAAGAAGAAUCCAGCACAGACGACUCAAUUGUUUGCUCAAUUGAUUCAGUUGAAUACGUUACAAGUUCAGAAACAGAAGGAUGCGGCGGCGGCGGCGGCUCAGGAAGCUGCAGCGGCAGCGUCCUCUUCAUCGUCGGCUCACACGAUUCAACACGUCGCCCCGUCAAUCACUCAGCAACCAGUUCUCACCCAAUCGAAACUUCUGAAUCAGCAAACGCCCGCUCAGCGAAUACAGGCGGCACGAUUGGCGUUCCGUGCGCAGGCUGAUAAGCAGUUGAUGACUAUUCCGACGCAAAAGAGUCAACCACAUGACAUCACUUUUCUGCCGAAUCCGAAUGCUUCUGCUUUUUUGGCACUUCAUGGAUUGGAUUUGACGGUUCAGUAUGUGUUGAAGGAUAAGAGCGUUUUUGAAGCCUACUCGGAUCCAUCAUACGAAUGCGAAGAAUGUAAAACAGACCACGCCCACACGUGGAAAGCGAUAGGAAGCACACCGGAUGAUCUUCAUUUGUACUGCGAGAAUUGUGUUCGUUCCGCCCAAAAGAGAAAGAAUCGAACGGAUCAGACGAAUCUGUUGAAACGGGCGUUCCAAAAGAUAUCAGCUCAAGAGAAGGAAUUCGAGAAGAAGAUCGCCGAGGGACAGUUGGAACAGUUUGCUGAGGCGAAGGCCGCUGUUGCGACGGCUGCUCCUGUUACUCAACAAAUCCCCACAUCUUCCACGGCCACCGUCUCCUCCACUCCACUUCCACCAAGGUUACAACAGAUGCCGUCGUCUUCUGGUUCAAGCACACCGACUCAGCACAAGGCAUCGAUCCCCUCCACACCGAAAUCGUCGAAUUCCGCUAGUGCGAAGAAGGCGAUGUCGAGUCAACAGGCGGCGAAUCAGAUGAUGGCUCAAAUGAUGCAGAAUUCGAUGAAGAAUCCACAAAUGAUGCAGCAAUUGAUGUUCCAAAUGGCGACCGCAGCCGCUGCUCAGCAGCAAUUAGCGUCAGGAGGACGGAACGCGUCGGCGGCAGCGACCAAUCAAAUGGCAAUGCUCAUGGUUCAAGCACAGGCGAUGGCUCAAGCGCAAGCGGCUCAACAAGCUGCUCAACAGGCCGCUGUCCAACAGGCCGCUCAACAGGCACAGACUAAUAGAGCCAGGGAGGCGGCUCAGCAGCAGCAACAGCAAAUGCUUAUUGCUCUUCUCGCUAACCAAUCGGGAAUGAAUGCCCAAGCGCUUCAACAAAUCCGAAAUCUGACGCCGGCACAGCAGAAAUCACUCAUGGAAUCGAUUAGGAAUCAACAACAGAGGAGAUGA
Messenger RNA from Caenorhabditis remanei, 2238 nucleotides. RefSeq lists its product as uncharacterized. Gene Ontology annotation, cellular component: NuRD complex. The record is from RefSeq and is a predicted model, not a curated record. The coding region runs from base 1 to 2238 and encodes 745 amino acids. The transcript is spliced from 8 exons. Gene Ontology annotation, biological process: negative regulation of transcription by RNA polymerase II. Lineage: Eukaryota; Metazoa; Nematoda; Chromadorea; Rhabditida; Rhabditidae.